This is a messenger RNA of Cordyceps militaris CM01, 687 nucleotides long. RefSeq lists its product as uncharacterized. The record is from RefSeq and is a predicted model, not a curated record. Bases 1 to 687 code for a protein of 228 amino acids. Lineage: Eukaryota; Fungi; Ascomycota; Sordariomycetes; Hypocreales; Cordycipitaceae. The transcript is spliced from 2 exons. Gene Ontology annotation, biological process: mRNA splicing, via spliceosome. Gene Ontology annotation, cellular component: spliceosomal complex; U4/U6 x U5 tri-snRNP complex.
AUGUCGAACCCCAAAAAUGGCAGCGCGUACGGCGCGCCGGCUGGCGAUACCGAUUUCCGAAAGACGUGGGAUCUUGAUGAAUACGCGGAAAAGGCCAAGGAGCGCGAGGCCAAGGAGAAGGAAGAGGGAAAGGCGAGAUACGAAGCUAAGCUGGCUGGCAAGAAAUACUACAAACCCAAGACGGGCGACGAGACAUAUACCUCUGCGCGCCGAAAUGUUAUGGAUUUCUCUGGCCAAGUGGGCAAGACGCAACUCGUUGGUGCAGGUGCCGGCGUUGGCAAGCGUGGCCGUGGCGCCGGAUUCUACUGUGAAGCGUGUGACCUUACCUUCAAGGACAAUCUUCAGCAUCUGUUAAAUGCUGGGCAGACGACCGAAGUCAGACGCGCCACGGUGGAAGAAGUCCGAGACCGAAUAACCUUUUACGUUCAGCGGAGGGAAGAGCUAGAAAAAGACAAGGUUACUAGCCUCCAAGAGCGACUGCAGAUACGAGAAGAAGAAAACGAAAAAGAGGCGGAAGAGAAGAGGAAGAAGCGACGCGACGAGGUGGAAAAGAAAAGACUGGAAAAGGAAGAGGCAGCCAAAGUCAAAGUCGAAUAUGGUGAGGAUGUACGAAUAGAGGGAGAGCACGAAGAGGACGACAUGAUGGCGCAAAUGGGGUUUACCGGAUUUGGCACGUCAAAGAAAUGA